CCCCCGCACCUCUCUGAUUCAGAGGGGUGGGGUUAAAUGAGGAAGACACAUUUCAGUUGUACAACCUGAGUAGGUAUCUACUUUGCGAACUAUAACCUCUGUGAUGUCCAUCUUGCUAGCUACUAUUUAGUAUUUUAUUCAAGAGGAUAAAGUCGUGACGUAGGGAGUGACGUAGUUCCUCUAUACCAAAAGAGUCCAUCGUUGAAACCAGACCUCAGUCAGUGUGUUGGCCAGGGUCUGGUUUUCAAAACGAAUGACUAGUUUGAGAGGUAGGCUAUCUCCCCAAGCUGUGGAGCAGAGAUGCUGUUUUGUCAAACAGCCAGUAGAUGGCAGCAGAGUAUUUGAGUUUGAAUCAACUAUGACAGUUACAGUAUAUUUCCUGCAUGGUCUUCUUCAGAUGCUGUACACCAGCCACCGUUCCAUCCCUCCUUUCAAGUCUAACCCGGUGGUGGUGUUGGAGAGCGAGUACAGCAGGAACUUUAAAGCCUCUCCACCUCCCAGAGGACCACGGCUACGCAGCCAUGUAGACGGGGACCAGGUGCCUCUGUUCCAGAGAGAGAACGUUUCACCCGAGAAAGCAUCAAAGAGCAAGCGGAAGAAGAAGAGGGAAGAGAGAGAGUCCAGCAUCGUAGAGGAGAACAAUCCACUUCCACAGCCUCGGGAGCAGCUGGCGGACCAGGAAGUGAAGUCACAGAGCCCCCAGAAGGCACAUCUCCCCCACAGAAAGGUGAAAUCAGAGUAUAAUGCCAACUUCCGCUCUCCGCUGAACUACAUAUAUAAGGACGGCGCCUGGGUCAAGGCUUCCACACUAGGAGAGGAGGGGCGUGACAGUCAGCAUAGUCACGUUUGGUAUCACGAGGUGCGAGAGCUUCGUAAGAAGGCGGAGGCCUACAGACAGAGGGCGUGGGGGACCCAUUUCUCCCGCCUCCACCUCAACCAGAUCCUGUCGGACCAGAACCAGCUGUGGGAGGCCUCCACCCCUUCCUCCUCUAACCUCAGCUCUGGGACAGGUUCCGGGGACGGGGAGGAAGACAGGAGUCCUACCCCCCAGGCUCUGGAGCUCGCUAGGGUUGACAGUAGCUCCAGCUCCGUAGCCGGACCCCCUCCCCUCACCCCCGUGUCCAGUAGAAGGAGCUCCACCCGGGGGGCUGGGGACACAGCAGGCCCCCCUGGUCACCUUAACCCUGGAGCCUCUAACCUACCUGUUCAGAGGAGACUAGCCUGGGAGGAGGAGACAGGGGCUGGGGGUGGAACAGGGAAGGAGAGAGAAGAAGAAGAGGACGAGGAGAGAAAGGAUGAGAGAAAGGAUGAGAGAAAGGAGAGAAAGGAUGAGAGAAAGGAUGAGAGAAAGGAUGAACUGAGGGUGCAGGACCAUCGUUCGUCGUCUGUCGCAGGCUCCCACAGGUCCAGAGAGGGUGGCAGGAUGCCCACACCCACACUGCAAAGGAUCGCUACUGUUCAGAGAACUCACCACGACCUGACGACUCCAGCCACUGGAGGUGCUAUCCUGGUGUCUCCUCCUAAGACGGAGGCGAACGGCUGGGCGAAGAGAAGUGAACCUCCGUUGGGUAAAACCCGUUCCCCAUUUAAACACCUCUCCAGACAGAAUGAGGAGCGGAACCUGCCCCAGUCCUCUCCUGCAGCUGGGGUGACUACUGUGGACCCCCUCCCCCUGAGAGAGGACCCCUGGUUGGGGGAGACCUCUCCAGAGGACCCCCCUGAUCCCCCACCGGAGGCCAAAGCCUCGCGCAAACAACCCAACGCCGCCGUCCCGGCACCUGUUAACCGCAUCCAGGGGACGCUCAGAGACCCAGAGUUCCAACAUAACGGUAAUUUAGGCCUGAGGACGUCUGAGCUGCUGCUGUGUCCUGGUGGUGGCUGUGGAACUGAUGAUGAAGAUGACAGGAUGUCCCAGAUCUCAUCCAGGUCAGCAGCGUCCUGCUCUAUGGCCUCCCAGGUCCUGGACCGAGCCCAGAGGAGGAAGGACCACUUUUGGGGGAAGAGAUAACAGGAAACACUGAGGGUCCAGGGUUCAAGUCCCCGUUUGGGCGCCAAUCCCUAUUUAGUGCACUUCUGUUAAGAGGAGGAAGGAUGACUUCUGGGGGAAGAGAUAACACCAUUGACACACACUAUGUGCUAAACAGCGCCCUAUUCCCUAUGUAGUUCCCUACCUUUUGUCUCUGAGGGAAGAUAUGACAACACCGACACACAGCACAGUCUGAACCACCAUGUGUCCCAAAUGGCACCACAUCUACCCGACCAUAUAGUACUCUGUUAUAACAGUUUUGUAACUAUUCCCCAGGUUGUUGCUGUAAAUGAGAAUGUGUUCUCAGUCAACCUACCUGUUAAAAUAAAAAAUAUAAAUAGUGCACAGCUCUAGGGGAUAGGUGUCAUGGCAGCAUACUACACUGAUCCACACUGCC
Molecule: messenger RNA, 2423 nt
Organism: Oncorhynchus masou masou (cherry salmon)
Lineage: Eukaryota; Metazoa; Chordata; Actinopteri; Salmoniformes; Salmonidae
Product: nuclear protein MDM1-like
Exons: 11
Coding region: 254-2008 (584 amino acids)
Biological process (GO): negative regulation of centriole replication
Molecular function (GO): microtubule binding
Source: RefSeq, a predicted model, not a curated record